AUGAAAAUCGUCGUGCUCAGGCUCAAGCGGAUUCACAGACCUCUGGCCAUUGUUCGCAACCAUUAUUCCCCUGCGUUCCCCACCAUUUCAAUGAGUCCUGCAAAGCCUCACAAGAAUCCUCAAGAAAUCACGUCAAACGACUCUCAAGAGAACUCUCAGAGCUCUUCGCGAGCUGUAGCCACUACUCUCCUUGCGCUGUCACACAUCCCUGCUCCUACUCUACCGAUCACCGAUUUGCAAGCUUAUGUCGGUGCUUUGCCUCAUCAUUCAUCUCCAACACAGUCUCCAGUCGUAACUCCUACCCCUUCGCGACUCGUUCAAUCUGUCGUUUCUGCCCUAGAUCAAAAGAGUCAGUCAAUGGCUUCACCUGCCUUACAAACCCCUCCAGAUUCUUCAAUGCAAUCAAGCGUGGGUGCGACUGUUGGCAUGAAACGCAAAGCCAAAGAAUCUGAGGAGAUUCCGAACAAGCUACCACGUCGCGAGGGAAAACGCUCUGGUUCGCAACACAUUUCUAGUAUCCCGGAGCCAGUACGUCAAGCAAGUACCGAGAUUACUGGCGUUCUCGGACAAAAUCCUCGAUUCGGAGCAUCUUUGUCACGAACUAUGUCUUCUUCCGCUCAGUCUGGCCCUUCAUUGGAGAAUACUGCUACCUCUCACGGUGUCUCAAAGCUGAAUCCUGGAGCCUGGCUGAAGAAAAUCAGAGGUGAUAGUGACAAUCUGUCAAAAUCUGAUGCAAGACCACCCGUGCGUCCUGUUCCCGGGGGAACCUCAAGUCAGGAUCCCCAUCUGAAAGAGUCCCUGUCCCUUGAGCAACCUCGUGGGUCUCCACCUCCAUCCACCGUCCCGGAAGUACCACAGCAAUCUACUUCAUCCUCCUCCCCUUCUCUCGGUCAACUGUAUCAGAAGCCGUUUGCCCCUUCUUUAACCUCUCCUUUGGAUGAUAUUUCUCCUUUCAUUGUUCGACAACCUGUGAACCUUGAGGAGAUAGCAACUUGCUUCGAUCUGGUCAAACAUUUCGGUGAAACGGAGACUGUCCUUGAAAAGGCCUUUUCUCAAACGGUCAGAUCUCAUAUCUCACGAAUGUUCGAUGAAUUCCGUCAAACAACCAGCAACCAUCGGAGACAUCUCACGGAGGGGUUGACCACCGCGACUGAAGGAGUGUUAGCGUUACAAAAUCGUUACGACACAGCCAUUGGCACUGAGGAUGGUCUGAGAGCUGAGCUGGCAACUGUCAGACAGCAUCUUGUCUCAAUGGGACAGCUAUACCGUACUCAGGUUGAUGCCAACGAAGGUCUCAAAAAAGCGAUUGAAGAUAUCAAACAAGAGUCAAGUGCUUUGAAUGAUUCGCAAAAGGUUCAAAUAAAUACUCUCAAUGGCCAAGUCAGUGUCCUGAGUGAACGUUGGGCUACAGCUGUGAAAGAUAGAGAAAGAAUGAGAAAAGAAGCUGCUGAGAGCCAAAGUAAGAUCAAAGAGUUGGAAAUGGAAGUUGAGGAGGUAAAAGAGAGUCUAUCAGAGGCUGCUGGUGUGGUACAUCAGGCGGUAGAAGAGAAAAAACAACUGGCUGAAGAGCUUGUGGAGGUUCGCAGGGAGUACGAGGCAAAACUUGAAGCCACCCAAGAGCUUGUGGAGGUUCGCAGGGAGUACAAGACGAAACUUGAAGCCGCCGAAGACGAUGCCGAGGACUGGGCGAAGGUUGCACGCAAGUCGGACAGGAAAGCGCAGGAGGCGCAGGAGGCUUGCGACAGAUAUCAGGCCUAUUAUAAGGCUAUUAAGAAGGAGUUAACAAGGGUGCAAAGGGCUAACGGUCUGCCUGGUACUGUGAUGGAAAUCGGUGACAAUGGUAGAGCUACGUUUACCGACCGCACAAGGGUAAGUAGCAAAUCUCCUGAUCUCUCAGAAGGAGAAAACCUGGGUGACAUGGCCGGGCUGAAGAUGGGGAGUGAUGAUCCGCAAGACGAAGAAGAAGAAGCUUCUGAUGCUGUUUCAAGUCAGUCUGCACCUGGCUCGAGGAUCGAACAGUCUGGUGGUGAACCUUUGGCGAGCAUCCAUGAUGGUCCUGAAGCUAUCAGUGUGAAGGAGGCAGAGGAAUCUGUGUAA
This is a messenger RNA of Tremella mesenterica DSM 1558, 2097 nucleotides long. RefSeq lists its product as uncharacterized. The coding region runs from base 1 to 2097 and encodes 698 amino acids. NCBI's taxonomy places the organism in Eukaryota, Fungi, Basidiomycota, Tremellomycetes, Tremellales, Tremellaceae. The transcript has 2 exons. The record is from RefSeq and is a predicted model, not a curated record.